Molecule: messenger RNA, 685 nt
Organism: Meloidogyne enterolobii
Lineage: Eukaryota; Metazoa; Nematoda; Chromadorea; Rhabditida; Meloidogynidae
Source: the annotation of a GenBank genome assembly
AUGGAAGUUGAACAAAAUUUGUCGAAUUGUCUUGGAGAAAUCUUCAAUGAAUUUAAUCAAAAACCAUUGUCGGAAUUAUUAAAAGACAAUAUCGACGAAAAAAGAGAACGAUCUGAAUUGUUGGAAUUGUUGAUUAAAGACAGAAGCGAAUCGCUAGCUGAGAGGCUUUAUUCCACCGUAAAUUCAAAUCCAAUAGAUUUUGACACUUUAUACGACAUUAUUUUGGCUCGCCCAAAAUUUGAGUUGAAAAAAAUUAUUGAGAAGGAUGAUAAAUUACGUCCAAAAUUGGAAAAAUAUUUAACUGAUAGCAAAGGGCAACAAAAUGAAAAUGAUGCGAUAUGGGAUAUUUUAAUUAAUCGAGUUGUAUUUGCUGAGAAAAAUACAACUUUUGACAAGGAAGAAUUUAAAGAGGUAUUCGAUAUAGGGGUACAUUUAUUUAAAAAAUCAUAACUCUAUGAAUUGGAAAUAUUUUUCCAUAAAUUUAUAAUCAUUUUAAAGCUCGCAAAAAAUGUAUAAUAAAUAAAAAUGUAUUAAAAUCAUGCGAUUUAACAAAAUUAAAAUUCACACACUCUUGGACAUAUACUUUGCGCCAGACUGUAUUAUUAUGCUUAUAGUGAUUCCAAGGUAUCCCAACUUCCGAGGCCAUUUCCCGACCCGACUCCCGUUUCGUAAUUUUUACUUCUCC